AGUUUUGAUACUGACAGGCUAAUUGAUCUGGUAGAGGAACGGCCUGCUCUUUAUAUGACGGAAAUGAGUGCAUAUCACAAUAGGCAAAACAGGAAGAAACUUUGGGAGGAGGUGGCAUUUCUGCUCAUAGAAGACUGGGAAUCUCUUGCAGAGGAUGAGAAAAACAAAAAAGGUAACUGUUUGUUAGGUAUACAUACCAUGUGCAUUCCUUCUUAUCCCCGCACUGUUGUCGUGUAACUCACCAAAUUUUUUUUGUCCAUCUUUUUGUUUCAAAAUAGUUGGGAGGGAGGUAUGUAUUUUGGGGACUUUGUGUGAAAUUUUUGUGCCUUUGUGUAGCUAGAAUGGUAAUCUCAGGGCCUAUGUUGAUUCCCAGUCCAGACCUAGUUCAUACCAGUCAUGGUUAUUUUUCAAUUAUGUGACACAUUCUGCAUGAACUGUGUUAGUCCAUGUAAAAUUAUUUAUAUUUUUCUCAUUUUUAUUACAGUGAAAGAACUUCAAACACGUUGGAAGAAUAUUAAGGAUUGCUUCCGUAGGGAAGUUUCCUUACAGAAGAAUGAUUCACGUAGUGGCGCCUCACCCUCAAGACGAAAGAAAUAUAUCUAUGCUGACAGGCUGCUUUUCCUGGUCCCCACUUUUACCACAAGACAAACUUCUGGCAAUGUAGAAAAUGAGCAACAGGAGGAAAAUGAGGAAAAUGUUGGUGAAAGUGAAAAUAUUGGAGAAACAUCAUCUGGAACAUCAUCGGGCAGCCCUAGUGCCAGUACCAGUAACACUUUGCAUCCCCUUCGACUCUCUCAGGCUGCAAACAAACAGUCAGGGAAAAGAAAAAGGAGCAGCUCUGAAAUUGCAUCGGGAGAUGUCAAAGAGAUGAUCUCUAUGCUAUGCACUUCGCUAUCUACCCGAGGUGGUCCCAAGAACACUUACCAACAUGAGGAGACUCCAGAAUUUUCAUUUUUAACUGGAUUACUGCCCACAAUUAUGACAAUUCCGCAGGCACAAAGACAAUCUCUUCAAGUUGAGAUGACAAAACUUGUUUAUAGAUAUGUGCCACCAAGUGGUGUGCAAUCACCGAACAUUCCCAUUCCACCUCAGCAUUACCCCAUGCCACAAACGCCAGGAACAGGAAACUCUUGGUACCAAUAUCAGUAUCCAUCCCAAAACACACUCUCAGACCCAUAUCAUUAUCCUUCCCAAAACUCCCACACAGAUCUUUAA
This is a messenger RNA of Xenopus laevis (African clawed frog), 1215 nucleotides long. RefSeq lists its product as uncharacterized. The coding region runs from base 397 to 1215 and encodes 272 amino acids. Lineage: Eukaryota; Metazoa; Chordata; Amphibia; Anura; Pipidae. The record is from RefSeq and is a predicted model, not a curated record. The transcript is spliced from 2 exons.